Messenger RNA from Enterobius vermicularis (human pinworm), 816 nucleotides. The record is from the annotation of a GenBank genome assembly. NCBI's taxonomy places the organism in Eukaryota, Metazoa, Nematoda, Chromadorea, Rhabditida, Oxyuridae.
AUGCCAAUUGCGCAACAAUCAAAAUUUGCAUGCCUGAAAAUUUAUGAUGAUACGUCGUCGAGCGAAGAUGAGGGAAAAAGAAUUAUGAAUAUUGGGCAGGAAAAGAAGGGUUCUCAGAAAAGUGCGGGUAAAAAGGCAGCAAAAAAAGGGGAAAAUAAUGGUCCUUUGCUGGUCCACGUUUUACCCCAAAAACCAAAAAAUCGGGGGAAGAAACACAAGAAGAUGCCACAAGUUGUUGAUGAGACGGGUAUAGUAAUUCAAGAUCCAGACCUUGACCCUGCUGAAAUGAAGUACCGGGAAGAACUGCGAAAAGCGCUGAAAGAAAGUUGUGAAACUUCGUCUGUAAAAGCACAAAGAAGUACAGAAACUGUCACUGCACGUCCAAAGGUUGAGAAAGUUGAAAAGGUUGAAGAGCAACAAGAAACGAAGAGGAGCCCUGCGGAAUGUGCAGUUAUGGAAAUUGAUAAGGAAGCAAAGAAGCUGUUAGCUGGAACAUCUAAAAAUCCUGAGUCCGUAGUACGGUUGUAUCGGAGUAAGCUACUCGCAGUUCUGGAAGAAAACUCUCGGCUUAAUGAAGAAUUGUCAAAGGCUCAAGCCAAUGUUAUGAAAUAUCGGAGUCGCUACACUAAGCUUUGCGAAAUACUGAAAGACGUUGAAAUAAACGAAAAAGCACAGCUUGUUGCUCAGCUGGAGAAGGCGCGGCAAGUUGAGACUGAAAUGGGCAAUCAGAUAGGGACUUUACGAGGUGAACUGAUGCAAGCAACCUCGAAAAACAGAGAAUUUGAAGCAAAAAUAAAGGAACUUACAAAACGGUAG